CCAAGUUAGAGCCAACUCCUGUGGUCGAGGGAGAGAUGUUAACCGUCCGGUGCGAUGCCAUUGGGAAUCCGAUUCCCACUAUAAGUAUGUUUAUUAACGGAAUAUUGGCUAAAACCGAAGAAACGCGACAUUUGGUCCACAAAUUAGAUUAUAUUCAGAGAAAUCUGACGUCCAUUUCAUGUCAGGCAACAAAUGCAGAAACAAUUCAUAAUCAGUCGGUAUUUCCCGCACAAAGUCAUGUCGAAGUGAGGGUCAGAUUCGCGCCUACAAUAAAAAUCGACAAUAAGUUAAAUAUCGCCUCCAAAUAUGGCUCAAUUCAAUUGAAAUGCGAAUAUUCUGGUAAUCCUGAGCCAAAAGUGCAGCUCUUUAGAGAUCUCAGGAAUAAAGCUGAGCUCAAGAGUGGAGUGAAUACACAAAUCAAUUUAAUUCCUCACUCAACGAAACCUUCGACGUGGGUCUCAACGGUGACCAUCAAUCGUGUGACGGAAUCAGAUGCGGGUCAAUACGUUUGUAUCGCACAG
This is a messenger RNA of Oppiella nova, 521 nucleotides long. Lineage: Eukaryota; Metazoa; Arthropoda; Arachnida; Sarcoptiformes; Oppiidae. The record is from the annotation of a GenBank genome assembly.